AUGGUGAAAUCAACGCAGAUCUCGAGACUGGAUGGUCUCAUGCUUUCUGCCUCUGUGGAUGAUGAACAGGCAGAGGCGCAAUUGGCCGAAGUCAAAGGGCAGGCGAAAAUGAUAUUCCGUCGAUUGAAUAGCAAUUCCGAACCAGAAGCAAGCAUCGAAUCUGGGCAAUACCAUUUACAUUAUAUUAUUAAGGAUGACAUCUGUUUCCUCUGCAUCUCAGACCGCUCGUACCCUCGAAAGCUCGCAUUCGCGUACCUGACAGAUAUCGCGAACGAAUUCACCACCACAUACCCUCCUACCCAAUAUCUAUCUUCCAACCUCCGUCCAUACGCAUUUGUUGAAUUUGACAGCUAUCUCCAGCGUAAAAGGAAGGCGUACCAAGAUAGUCGAGCUUCGGCAAAUCUUGAUAGGAUAACCGAUGAGCUCAAAGAUGUGAAGAAGGUAAUGACAAAAAAUAUUGAAGACCUCUUAUACCGAGGUGAUAGCUUGGAGCGCAUGGGAGAAAUGUCCGGGAGAUUAAGAGAAGAUAGCCGCAAAUAUCGAAAGGCUGCUGUGAGGAUAAACUGGGAAUUACUGAUAAAACAGUACGGUCCCUUCGGUGCUGUUGGCCUGCUUAUCAUUAUUCUGCUUUGGUGGCGAUUUUUCUAG
Messenger RNA from Uncinocarpus reesii 1704, 648 nucleotides. RefSeq names its product protein transport protein sec22. The transcript is spliced from 5 exons. Gene Ontology annotation, cellular component: SNARE complex; endoplasmic reticulum membrane; ER to Golgi transport vesicle membrane. Gene Ontology annotation, biological process: retrograde vesicle-mediated transport, Golgi to endoplasmic reticulum; vesicle fusion with Golgi apparatus; endoplasmic reticulum to Golgi vesicle-mediated transport. The record is from RefSeq and is a predicted model, not a curated record. Lineage: Eukaryota; Fungi; Ascomycota; Eurotiomycetes; Onygenales; Onygenaceae. Bases 1 to 648 code for a protein of 215 amino acids. Gene Ontology annotation, molecular function: SNAP receptor activity.